Nomia melanderi (Alkali bee) is the source of this 4645-nucleotide messenger RNA. RefSeq lists its product as uncharacterized. Gene Ontology annotation, biological process: negative regulation of transcription by RNA polymerase II. Gene Ontology annotation, molecular function: promoter-specific chromatin binding. Gene Ontology annotation, cellular component: PRC1 complex. NCBI's taxonomy places the organism in Eukaryota, Metazoa, Arthropoda, Insecta, Hymenoptera, Halictidae. The record is from RefSeq and is a predicted model, not a curated record.
UCAUAUCGAUACAUGAUAUCUCUAAUCCGCCGGAUGAAGUAGUCUGUAACAAUUGGAUUUUCCGGAAAUUCCUUGAAACAAAAUAAAUUAUUGUUCCUUUCAUUUCCAGCGUUUACUUUAGUUUACAAUACACUAUCGUGAGACACCGGUGAGGAAAACUUUCGAAAAGAAACCCAUGUUUUUGGAAAUGUCAUUGGGAUGAUUGUUUAUCCACCAUUUUGUUUUGCUGUCGUUCUCACAGUUUUUCCUGGCACCGUGGCCUAUUUUACAAUGAACUAAAUUGACUCAAAUUUGAAAAAAUCGUCGAAUCUGACGAUACUCUGUGCUUCGAGAGGACAUUGUUUUUUUCCAGAUUUGAAUCAGAUUUCAUUCCUUAAUGAAUGUUCUCGUCAUGAGCAUUUGUGAAAUCUCGCCUCGAGUUCUGACCCAACUUUCCUGACUUCUUUAAUCAAAUGGCGAUUACUAGAUAAAACGAACAGUUUUCGCGUCAUUCGCCACAAUGUCAGGUCAGAGUGGAGGGCAUCGUUUAAGGUUGUCCAAGCUCAACGACCAGCUGACGUGCAAAUUAUGCGGUGGAUAUUUUAUUGAUGCCACUACCAUUAUAGAGUGCUUGCAUUCGUUUUGCAGAAGCUGCAUCGUAAAGUAUCUGGAGAACAAUAAAUAUUGUCCGAUAUGUGAGGUACAAGUGCACAAAAGUAAACCGCUGCUUAACAUUCGUCCGGACCACACAUUGCAGGACAUUGUGUAUAAAUUGGUGCCUGGAUGCUACCAAAAUGAGAUGCGAUGUCGGAGAGAGUUUUAUUCUAAACAUCCUGAUGCAUGUGCUCAAACAACAUCUCCCGAAGCAAGAGGAGAACCUACAGAAUCGCAUAUAUAUUCACCGGACGAGUCUCUCAGUUUAUCGUUAGAAUACUUUAGUCCAUCCAAGGAUGUUAAAGAAAUAACUGUGAAACCCUUUUUGAAGAGAUACCUUCGUUGUCCUGCUGCGGUCACAAUUUUUCAUCUACAGAAACUUAUAAGAGCUAAGUAUGGGUUAACCGAUGCACACAGGGUAGAUGUUAUGUAUAAAGAAGAACCACUACACGGUAGUUAUACAUUAAUGGAUGUGAUGUACAUUUACCAUUGGAGGCGGAAAGUGCCAUUGCAUUUAAGUUACAGGAUAUUCGAAUCUUCUCCUAAACGAAUAAAACUUUCUGAAGACAAUGUCAAUUACAAAACAUCCUUGCUUCACGCUGGAAUCAAUCCUAUUGAUUCGGAAGAAGAAAAAUCAAUGAAAAGAGAAUGGAAAGAGGUACAGUUAAAAAUCUCUGAAACUGGAAUAAUGAGUAUUACCGACAUAUCGGAUCAAGAAUUUAAGAAAAAUACAAAAACUGAAGAGUCUGUUGCAAAUAUUGACACAGUGAAUACACUGUCUAUGCAGGACAGUGCUAACGGAAAUAAUAGGUCAGAAACUGGUCAAAAUAACGAGCAACCUUCAAAUAAGCAAAUCCCUGAUGAAAUUAAUGUAUCCUCUAACACAACUGAAUUUGAUAAUGCGAAGAACACUAAUCAGAUAGAAGUUGAAAAGAUUUCGAUAGAGGAAGGGGAAAGCGUUAAAACCGAGGAAAAGGGGAAGGAUGAGGCGGAUAAUAACAAUAUCGAUAAUAAAACGACUUUACAAAGUAAUGUGCAAUCUCAGGAAACAACACAAUGUGUAGACGAGAGUGCGACCAGAUGCAAUGUUACUGACGAUAAGAACAAGAAGGAAUCGUCAAAAAAUAACAACAACACCAUUAUUGUAGAAAAGAAAACGGAAACUCUUAAUCAUCAUUCAAAAAAUGAAGCCAAGCUUGUAAAUACGGGAUCAAAAAUCAAUGCUUUAAGUGUAAAAUUACAAUUUCAACCGAAAAUGGGACAAAUUAAUAAUAAUAAUAGUUCUUCGAAGAAGACCGUGAAAGAUAGGAAGGCGAUGCCGCAAGUAUCGAAAAAGGUGGACGCGAAAGCUGCCGAAAGUUUGAAAUCUGUAGAUUUAAAAUGUUCUUUUGAUACUUCGAAAACGCAAGUCACACAAGCGAACAGUUGCGGAGUAGCAGUAAGUAAAACAUCAGCCCCGUGCUCUACAAAAAUGAUGUCACCUAAGCCAGCUUCCGAGUCGGAGGAGAUUAUGAAACCUACCGUUUCAACGCACGCGGCGACCACGACUAAUUCCGAGCUGGAAGAAGCAAAAUCGAAUUUGCAAAAUGUGCAAUCAGUUAAUCAACAGCGAUCUUUCCUUCAGGAACAGAAUGUUUCAGAGAAGAAGACAUGUUCGUUAGAUCAAAGUUCCGUAGAGUCCGCUCAAAGAAUUAGUGGGCAGGCGAUUACGAUUCCUCAAAAAUCACCGUACACGCAAACCGAAACAUUCACAAAUGAAAAUCUCGCUACCCUUAAUCUCACCGCCUCCCUGUCUGGAUCCGUUGGGAAUGGAAUCAAUAAUACAUCCGCACCGACGAUAAGUCAAAGUACACAUACGUUUUCGUAUACCGUUCAGGAUUUGGUAAACAGUACAAUGUUAAAAAACUCCCUGAAAAGUUUAGCAACAUCGACGGCUCAAAAAUUAUCUGUCUCCACAAUUCCAGACAAUACAAUAACCACAUCCACGAUACCGGAAAAUCCGACUAUAUUUACCAUGUCAUCUAUGAGCAUUUCUUCUUCUUUGAAAAACAGUUAUCCGACGUCAGUGAUGAGUUCUUCGAAGGAUUCGCCGUUAAAGACGAACGUAGAAAUAACCAACGUGUAUUCUGCACCUCCUUGUCCGGAUGCCAUUCCAAUUUCUUUAAUGAAACCGACGAUUCGCAAAAACGAGUUGAUCACAAAGGGUUCGAAUUUGAACGAAAUCUGUGCGAAAAUCGGAGCCUCGGGUUCGAAGAUCAACGACAUCUGCGCCAAGAUCGGCGAGAACUCUAAAGAGAAGAAUAAAACGGAAACGAGAAGUAAAUCCGACAUUCCAGAUUUAUUGAAGAUUGGAAGGAAAGGUAGCUCCUCGUCGAUCACCGGUGAUUCCGCUAAACAACAGAACGUCGGGAACAUUUCGAAUCUACCCACUUACACUCACAGCGGCAACAUGAUGACAACGGAAAAUAAGAAUAUAUAUUCUAACGUGAAAGACGGGCAUAGAGCCACUUCGUUAGUGUCGGCUUCUCCGAUGACGUCGUCGCAUUCGAUACAAAAGGUUUCUUCUACUUCUAAGAAACAAACUCAAGCAGUAGGGUACAAGACUCUUCGUGAUCCUCCAAGAUGCUGGAACCCCACGUUCUCCAAAAACAAUUACGUAGCAGUUAAAAAUCAAAGUAAGGAAACGCAAAGUCAAUUACAUCAAACUACACUCUCUGAAAGGAGUAAAACAAUUCAGUCUAAACCAGCUAAGAUAUUUAAAAUGAGAAACAUGCCAAGGUAUUUGGGCAAUCCUGCUUCCGGAGUAAAACCGAUGUAUGGAAUUGGUAAUGACAGUAAAGAGAAAGAACAGUCGACAAUGACACCGACGUCGACAACAAACACUUCUAGUAGUUCAAAAAAUGGGAAUUUAAGUAUGAUGAAGAUAGACCCUAAGACUCUGUCUCCAAUUGUUUCUACGAUUAAUUCACCCAUCGUUUCACCACCCCCGUACUCUCCAAGCGCAAGAAAUUAUCCAAAUACUCCAUUCUCACGGGACAUCUGUAGGAGUACUGGUUCACCGAUAUCUCCUAAGAAUUCGCCAGUGAACAUGCUUUCGACAAGCCCUUUCAUACCUUCUCCAACACCAAAUAUGAAUCCUAGGUUAAUCUAUCCACAUUUCCCGCCGCCGUUCCCAGACGCAACGAGGUUUCCGAACCCUUUGAUCCGAUCGCCAAUAGGAAUUCCAUCUCCCAGUGCCUUCCACAGUAGUUUGCCUCCUUCGAUCAAUAAGUUGUAUCAGCGAUCCAGUUACGUACCGCAGACCACUGGGUUCUCUCCAGUUUCUCAGCCCCCGACUGUUCAAAGAAUACCACCGAGUACCUACUCUUCGCCUAAAUCACCUAAAACUACCUCCUUAACGGCAAUCUCACCUGCAUCGUAUGGUCUAGCCAAAACCGAGACGCAAAUAGUCGCAACAACAUCCCUCGAGACUAAUAAUUUACUUCUUCUAGAGCAAGAAGACCUUAGUGCAUUCAAUCUGUCUAAGACUGGAAGUUUUAGCAAUACAGAGAAUGUGAAAGCACCGUCAGAAGUAGUUCGGAAUUCGAAAUCAACCGUGCUUCCUCCGGUCUCGAGCGUCGGCCCGGCUAAGAACACGCUAAUUAGCGCUUCAAAGAGUAAGCCGGAAAGCUCUCAAGUAGGAUCCGGGUACGAUCAGGCGAAGGAGCAACCGCAAGAGGGGUCAGUAGGGUGCAACGAAGAGAAUUCUUAUCAUCCUAAAGUGCAACAACAACAACAACAACAACAACAACAACAACAACAACAACACUCGGAGAAGAAGCGACCCGACGAGAACAGUGAUAAUGUAAAUAAGAAACGGGGGGAGAAGUCGGUUUCUCAGAUGAACGGAAGCCUCGCUAACAAAAACAGUGACGAUGGGCCAGUAGAGAAACGCGCGGAGCAGCAGAACGAGCAGAACGAAACGCAGCCGGUCCAGAUCUCGGAGAGUAGUGCCGAGAAACAGCAGCACGAG